Protomyces lactucae-debilis is the source of this 1227-nucleotide messenger RNA. Its product is annotated as kinase-like domain-containing protein. The record is from RefSeq and is a predicted model, not a curated record. NCBI's taxonomy places the organism in Eukaryota, Fungi, Ascomycota, Taphrinomycetes, Taphrinales, Protomycetaceae. Gene Ontology annotation, molecular function: ATP binding; protein binding; calcium/calmodulin-dependent protein kinase activity. Gene Ontology annotation, biological process: protein phosphorylation; cellular response to oxidative stress. The annotation marks the transcript as partial. The transcript has a single exon.
GAGUCUGUCUUUGCUCGCUUCGUGAGUACCGUCAAUAUUAGCCGGAUAGAGACCGUCGUCCUGCCUCGGAGAGAGCCCGGCUACAUCUACACCUUUGGCCGGCAUCCCUCCUGCGACUUUAAGCUGCCCGGCAACCGCUUCAGCAACAUACACUUCCAGGUCUGGGAAGAGCGUGACCACUCACACUACUCGCGCUACGGCGACGAUACGACCCAUGUCAUGAUCAAAGAUGUCUCCACCAACGGCACAUACAUCAAUCAAGCCAGAAUGGGCAAACACGUUUCAACAGUCCUCAACAAUAACGACGAGAUUGCAGCCGGUGUUGGCGUCGAGGCGGACGAGGUGCGCUUCAUCGUUCAAUUGCCGGUGCAAAGCAGGCUCACCACAAGUGUAGCAGGAGGAGAGGCAUCCGUGCACAUGCAAAAGUACGAUAUCCGGCAGGUCCUUGGUAAGGGUGCCUUUGCAACAGUCAGAGUCGCAAUCGAGCGAAGCACAGGCAUCAAGUAUGCCAUCAAAAUUCUCAAUCAGCGCAAGCUGGCCAUCACAAAGUCGUCAACCAAGGCGACAGAGCUAUUUAGACGCGAAAUUGACAUCCUGGCGAAUGCCAAUCACCCGAACGUGGUCAAGUAUGUCGAUAUGUGGUCAGAUGAGCUGGAAAUCUUCCUCGUUAUUGAGUUUCUCCCCGGAGGAGACCUCAUGGACUACAUUAUCCGUCGUGAGCGGCUGCCAGAGCAUGAGACCGUUCAUAUUGUCACACAAUUACUGGACGCCCUUGUCUAUUGCCACUCAAGAGGCAUUACGCAUCGCGACAUCAAGCCGGAGAAUAUCCUCUUGACCACCGAUAAUCCUCCAGUCGCCAAAUUGACUGACUUUGGCUUGGCGAAGAUGGUUGAGCCAGGCACCUUCCUCAAAACGUUCUGCGGAACACUGACCUAUGUGGCGCCCGAAGUCAUUUCACUACACGGUCGCAUUGAAGGCGCGUAUUCAUCUGCCGUCGACAUGUGGAGUCUAGGCUGCGUGACUUUCAUCAUGGUAGCAGGCUCGAUGCCAUUUGUCGCUGAAGGGCAAGAAGAAAUGAUGCGCGUGAUUCAGACUGGUCAAUUUGAUGAGGAGAAGCUGGAUGAAGUGGAAAUCAGUGGCCCAGGUUUGGACUUUAUUGAAAGUCUGCUGGUUGUUGAGCCACGGCAUCGUAUGCAAGGCGAACGCGCGCUACAGCAUGCUUGGAUU